UCCUCAAUCCCCCUCUGUCUGUCGCCCGCGGUCAUCACCGUCCCGCCUACCUCCGAGCCCGCCCGGCCGGUCGCCCGAGGUAGCCUUAAUUUGCAACCCCGUUAAUCUGAAGGAACACGGAUCAUGGAGGAAGGCAAAGUGCCUUUUGAUGAAGACAUAAUGCCCUACUAUGGAGCCCGACUGCCUCAAGAGGAGGCCGAAAUCCCUCAAGAUCUCGCAGUGCCUCAGGAUGAAGCCAACAUGCCUCAAGAGGAAGCCGAAAUGCCCGAAGAAAAUGUAGGUGAAGUGCUUCAAGAGGAAGAUGAACUGCUCACAGAUGAAGAUGAUGAAUUUCCAGAGGAACCCGAAGACCUACUGAAUUUUAACAUAGGGGGCUGGCUUUUUGCUGUACCUAAACUAAAGCUUGCCCAGUUUCCAGACUCUGUCCUUUGGAAAAAGGCAUCUGAAACAAUGCUUUCCGUCAACCAGCAGUUAUUCAUCGACAGGGAUGGGUUCAUAUUUAAAUAUGUGCACGCUUAUCUGCUCACCAAACAACUCCCCAUUAUCAGCAGUACUGAGGUGAAUCUGCUGCAUGAGCAAGCCCAGUCACUGCAUCUAGCACCUUUACAGCAGAUACUUGAGAAUUUGAAGGAUGGCGACCACCAUCUGAAUAUGAAGUUUUCUGAUGUCAUAGUGGCAGAGAGCACAUCCCUGAAUUUAUGGAAAUUUGGGAAGUGUAACAGCAAGCAAUUAAGCUCCUCUCCAAAGAGCCCACUUUUCCCAGAUCGGAAUGAUAGAGCUCCCUUAGGUCUCUUGGACAAGCCAUUAUUGGACAGUGAAUCGGAAGUGCCAUACUGCUUCUUGCCUCUGGAGUUAGUGAUGAAAUACCCCUCCCUGGUGACUGAGAAAAGCCUACUGUGGAUGACUGAGAUCAUGGUUCUGAUUAAGUGUAGACGCAACGAAUUCCGCUUCCUAGCAAACUUUUUCCGCUCAGAGAGGAUUUUGUUGCCAAGUCAUUUCAAAAACAUGCCUGCUUUAGAAGCAGAAGUGAGAACUUUGAAUUUCCCCGAGCUGAGCGAAGCAAUGAAGCUAUACAAGAUGACCAUGGGUAACUACUCCUCAAGUACCUUCCCUCUCCUGAAGACGAAGGAGAUUAAGCAUGGUACUGAUUCUGCUUCCAAGGAACCCCUGUUUAAAAUGACCCUUGCCCUGCUGGUCAAGUACCCGGAUUCAGCACUGGGACAGCUCCAUAUUGAGGGCAAUUUAGAUGGGAGCAAGCUGUUCAUUGAUGGUAAUGGGAUACUCUUCGAGCAUGUCAGGAAUUGGCUGGGAAUCUCCAGGAUACCCCUGACUGGGUCCAUUACAGAGCUUCCUCAUCUGUGCUCCUUCUUGGAAACCGAAAACAUCUUGUAUGGGCACGUGAAAAUGGCUCUGAAAAGCUAUCUCGAGUCCAAGAUUGAGCCUCACAGCAAGGAGAUCCCCAGAACUUGGAAGGCCGAGAUCACGGUCUAUUCAAUUCACCAGAUUGUGAAUGUUUACGUAGGAAACUACUGGUAUGCGACAUCGCUGCAGACCUUGCUGAAGUAUCCAGAAAUGCUGACCAACUCCCAGAAGGUGCACUGGAUUAUGUUUGGAAAGAGUCUCUUCAUCCAUGGAGAUGGUCUAAUUUUCAGACACAUCCUCAACUUCCUCAGACUUGACAAACUGCUCUUACCACCGAAAUUUAGAGAGUGGCCGCUCUUCUGCCAAGAGGUUAAGGAGUUCAAAAUCACUGCCCUGAUGGAUGCCAUGGCUAAGUUUGAAGACCAAAGGCCUCAGGCUCUGGACCUGGAAGCCCCUGUUGCCUUGCUGAAUCCAGCCAAGGUUUGCAGCCUGGAGGCCCCAGAGAAGGAACUGGGGGGAAGAGCAACAGCAGCAGCAGCAACAGCAUCCUUCAACGGAAAUCAGCGGAAUGACCUACAAGAAGGGUUUCAUGAAUUCAAGGUGCCCAUAUCCGGUGUGCCGGUGGACCUCCCGGGCACGUUCUCGACCAGCUUCAGUCAAAAGGCGGUGAUUCCCCGGGAGGAUGAGCCAUCUGCCAGUUCUAUAUCCGUGGACCUGACCAGAACCUAUUCCUUUGGCUUGUACCCCCCGUACUCAAGACCAGGUGCUGCUCCUCAGGGCUGGCUCCGCCUGGCUCCGCCCCUCAAGGAUUACACCAGAAGCAACGCCCCCCAGGGCUGCCCUGAUCAAGUUGUAUUCACUACUCCCAUGCAGAAAGUUAUCACCCUGAUCAGAGAUCGGGGCAUGGCUAACAACGAACAAUGGAACCUUCAGAGGCUGAUCAUCCCUGUGAAGUCUGCCUCAGCAGGGGUCACUAUGAACCUCACUCCCACACCUGGGGUGGCCUACCAACCAAACCUGACAAUUAUCCCUUGGACAGUCCAACCCGCUACCCCAGAGAUGCCAGCACCCUUAUUCAAGCCUGGCUUCCAAGUCAAUGGCCUGGAGCAGAAAUUCAAUCUGAAAUUCCCUGGAACAAGAUCCAUCUCUCUGACAUCCCUGGGGAGGCAAGAGCCUUUUGAGAAAAAAAUAUCUGCCCUUGCAGCAGCAGCUGGACUAAAGUUGGGAACUAUCCUCAAAGUGAGCCACCCCCCAAUCAUGGGGAAUGAUGGUCACCCCACGGACUACCAAGAGAGCAUCAUCUACAGCCCCCUGCUGGUCCCAGACAUGGCUGUGACUCCGAGGAAAGAGGCACUUUUCCUGAAUCUCUCUCUGUCCCGAGAGGAGAUAUUCUAUGCCCGUAUGUGUCACCAUUUCCUGACUGACAUCAUCCUGGAGUCCAUCCGGAAAAGGGACCCCAUAAUUAUCACCACCAAGGUGGUGGUCCUGACCCACCAGGUCUGGACCCUGGACAUCACCACCAAACAAUUUGUGACCAAUCUGCUGACCAUUCCUGGCUUCCAGAAUGACAAGAAUACUCAGGAGCAUCUGCACAAAUGGGUGGAGCUAACGCUGCCACUGGCCCAGAAGUACAGCCGCUGCAUUCAUCUGCUCAUCAAGAAGGGGCUGGCCCACAUUGUCUCCCACACCACCUUCAGUAAGGAUUUGCCGGAGAUAUAAGCGCCCAGGGAUUGUUUUAACUGGCUUUUAAGUGAGUUUGAAUUGUUUCCGCAAUUUUAACUGCUUAGGCUGUAUUCUUUUGACUGUCAUAACUGAACUGUACCUGAGCUACGUUUUAACUCUUUUAGACGUGUUGGAACUGUAGCUCUUUGGACCAUAUUCUAAAGAUUUCACCUGCUUUAA
Ornithorhynchus anatinus (platypus) is the source of this 3264-nucleotide messenger RNA. It is a transcript of the gene KCTD19, whose product is annotated as potassium channel tetramerization domain containing 19. Gene Ontology annotation, biological process: protein homooligomerization. The transcript is spliced from 16 exons. NCBI's taxonomy places the organism in Eukaryota, Metazoa, Chordata, Mammalia, Monotremata, Ornithorhynchidae. The record is from RefSeq and is a predicted model, not a curated record. Bases 124 to 3081 code for a protein of 985 amino acids.